AUGGAUCCUGCAUUCGAAUCUCGAAUCCACGUAUCCAUUCGCUAUCCAGAACUUGACGUGACCUCCCUCAAGCAAAUUUGGACGCAAUUCAUCGGCGAUUCGGGCUUGUGUCAAGUCUUUGACAAUGAACUCGAGGAGCUGGCGAAGUUGGAGUUGAAUGGCCGGCGGACCAAAAAUAUCCUUCGGACUGCCUACCUACUCAGCCAAGAGGAGGAUGGUACCGGCAUCAGCUUUGACAAUAUCAAAGCAGUCCUGGAUCUGCAAUCCAUCUAG
Penicillium manginii is the source of this 273-nucleotide messenger RNA. RefSeq lists its product as uncharacterized. NCBI's taxonomy places the organism in Eukaryota, Fungi, Ascomycota, Eurotiomycetes, Eurotiales, Aspergillaceae. The record is from RefSeq and is a predicted model, not a curated record. The transcript has a single exon. Bases 1 to 273 code for a protein of 90 amino acids.